Molecule: messenger RNA, 5589 nt
Organism: Mytilus californianus (California mussel)
Lineage: Eukaryota; Metazoa; Mollusca; Bivalvia; Mytilida; Mytilidae
Product: kinesin-like protein KIF12
Exons: 13
Coding region: 499-3261 (920 amino acids)
Biological process (GO): microtubule-based movement
Molecular function (GO): microtubule binding; microtubule motor activity; ATP binding
Source: RefSeq, a predicted model, not a curated record
GAAUUCAACAUGGAGAUCAAAAAUAAUAUUUUUAUGUUUUACGAACAUAUAUAAAAUUGACAAUGAUUUGAAGGUUUUUGGACCGUUCUUUUAAAACAUAACUUAAAGAAAAAAUGAAAAGAAAGUUUUAAGAAUUUCAAAUGGAAUAUUUGGAUUUAUUGUAGUGAAAAAAAAAGAAUAUACUCAUAGAAAAUUGGAUUUAAUUAAAUUCUGACAAUGAAGUAUUACAAAAUGGAUUUGUGAAUGAAAAUUUAAACAAAUAAUUGCUCAGUCUUUACAUGUAACACUACAAAAGAAGAUUUACAGAUAAAAGUGUGAAAAAGACUGUUUGAAAAGGCAAUUGAUACUUUUGUAUAAUGUCUUUAAAUCUUACUGAUAGACUUUGACAGACAAAUAUUGGUAUUAUUGAGUGAUCAUAAAAAUUGUCUCGGGUAGAAAAGUCAAUAGUACGGAUAUAACCUGAGAUUUUAAAAUCCCAGGUAAACAUAGAACACUGCUAUGAAUAAAACUGCCAAUAAUCGAACAAACAGCAGCAAACAGACUGGUAGUCCUGGUAGAGACACUACAUAUAGUGCUCGUUACAAAGCCACAAGACGAGAUGCUCUACAGAGUGCUAAGGUUAGAUCUAAUGAAAAUGUCAGUGGAAAUGUUAUAGGUAGAGGAAGACCAUCUUCAUUUCCGAGUGAGAGUGCACUUCCAGAGUUAAAGAAAAGCCAAAACGUUCCAAGACUUAAAAAUACUUCUGCAAGACAAUCUAGAAAUGAUAAUCAACCAAGUAGAAAUUCUGAGAGAGGAAGUGUAACUAGUUACAAACCUAAAGUUUCGCCAGAGCCAUCCAGACGUGUGAUGAGUAACGAGAGUGUUAGACAGGAAACCAGAUCACCGUCAUUGAAUCAUACUAGUCAAUCAUAUCGGGAUGUAAGAGCUAUGGAAAAUGGAUAUUCCAACCAAUUACAUCCUCAAAAUGGCGACAAUAGAAAUAACAGGAAUGCAAGGUUUGAACAAAAUGAUAAUGUACACUCUAGAGGAAUUCCAAAUGGAGAUAUACCAAGAGACCAACAUAAUUAUCAAAGCUCAAAUAGGCAGUAUGAUUACAUGAAACCUUUUGUUGGGACAUACCCAGAAUCCAAUGUUGCACGUGGGUCAGGUCAAUCAAACAGGACUCAUAAUCAAAUUCCUGAGCAUGCCCAGAAUGAAGUGUAUGCUCAAAAAGCUUCUUUUUAUGAUCCAAGGGUAGGAAAUGGUGUUCAGCAGGAACCCAGUAUACAACAAGGUGCACAACACCAUGCAAAACAGGAAUACGGGGAAUAUUAUGAUCGCCGUGUCAUGCAACCUCCAGUUCAGAGGUCACCUAAGAAUAGACAGCAAGCUAGUCAAGAUACAUAUAGAACUAAUAAUUCAAAUUAUAGAAACAAUGAAAGAUCAAACCAAGGGAAUCCAAGUGAAAGGUCAAAUGACCGGCAGAAUAGUGAAACAGACAGAAGUCCUCCUAGUCCAAGAAAACGUCAGAAUCUUCAAUCGCAGUCUGAUCCUAAUCAAGAAAAAGUCCAAGUAAGAACAAAGGAUAAUAAAGUGCAAUAUGUCAUUCGGAAUCGAUCUAAAAUGUCCAACCCGGACGAUCCAAUACAAGAAACACAACGAAGUAAAAUUAGUCAAAACAAUGAAAGUGUUGUUAAAAAUCAUAAACCUGAGGUCAAACAGGAACCUAAAAUCAAUUCUAAAGGGUAUGACUUUCCUGAAGUUGCAGACGUUGAUGACUUCAGUAUGGAGGAUGUCGGUGAUGAGUAUGAAGGGAAUGAUGUUUAUUUGUGUUACCUUAAAACUGAUGCAGGAGAUGUUAUUGGUCCUUUACGAUUAGAUAUUGAGGAUGUACAAUUAGGGCUUCCCAAAUUCGAUCAGGAUAAACAGGAUCAAAAUCAGGAUAAAAAGGAUCAAAAUCAAGACUCAGGUAUGAGAAAUCGGCAAACAGGUUCACAUGGUCUGAAUGAAUUUUCUAGUCGUAGUCACAGUAUGUUAACGUUGACAGUGGACACGGAGCAGGUCGAUCCAGACGAUGAAAAUUUAUACCUGACGAAACGAGGAAAACUAACAUUUGUAGAUCUGGCUGGUAGUGAAAAAGUCAAAGAUUCUGGGUCUAGUGCUGAGAUGUUGAUAGAAUCCAAUAACAUCAAUAGGAGUUUACUGGUUCUAGGUAACUGUAUAUCUUCCUUAGGAGACCCAAAGAAACGUCAAGGCCAUAUACCCUAUAGAGACAGCAAACUAACAAAACUUCUAGCGGAUAGCUUAGGGGGAAAUGGUGUUACAUUAAUGAUUGCAUGUGUGACUCCGUCUGCUUACCAUGUACAUGAAACAACAAACACACUCCGAUACGCUAGCAGAGCAAAGAGAAUUAAAAGUAAACCAGUUAUCAAAAUGGAUCCUAGAGAAAAAUUAAUAUUAAGUUUGAAAAGAGAAAUUAAAAUUUUACGGAAUGAAAAUCAUUAUUUACGAGAACAAUUAGAAUUUCCUGCUAAACCCAAAGGUGAUUUACAAAAGAACAAUGACGAAAAAUUCAUGAAGAUGGUGAAAGAUAUGCAGUCAAAAGCUAGUCCUGGUGACAAAGAUCUGUAUGCCAUGUUACAAGAAUAUAUGAUAGAAAAUGAAGCAUUAAGAAAUGAGAAUUCUGAGUUACACAGAAAUAAAGAUCAGUUACACAGAGAUCAUCAGUCCUUGUCUAAACAUAAUGAAAGACUUCAAGUAGAUAUUGAAAAAUUGCAAAGAUCGGACAAGGGUCGGCAUAACAAUGGUGAACCAUAUAGAUCUCCUCAGAACAGCAGUAAACCUCCGUAUAACCCUCCUCCUCAACGUCUUCCUCCAAAUCCAAAUCAAGGUUAUGUGAGUCCUACUGCAGGACGAGGGAAGCCUCCACCAAGUCAUGGACAACCUAAAAGACCACCUCACCGCCUUUCUGAACCAUUGAUGAGACCAGCUCAACUACCUCCAGAACAUUUACAGAACGGCUAUGUGGAAGAAGGUUACAUGUCUCCAAGGGGACGACCUCCAAUACAAAAUGGUGGAAUGAGACAAGAAUCCCCAAUGAGGCUGACAGAUAGUCGUCGUUCUUCCCAAUCAUCUACAGCAGACACUAUAAAAAAUAUUAAUGAAAAAUUAAAACAAGAACUUUAUGACAUAGAGGGACAAAUCAACCACCAUCACCUUGUGAACGCUCGAACACGGUCAGUAUAUGGUUCACAGACAUCCAUGCAUUCUGUACACCGAUGACCACAACAGUGAUAUUAACCAAUCACAUUACAGCAAUCAUAAACUCGGUGUACUCAUGUGACUGGAUUUCAGUCAGUUGAUUGAUUGGAUAAUUCACUUAUCAUGUGAUAUAAUCCAAAGAAGUUCAUUGGAUGUAUUGAAUUAAUCAUGUGAUAAAAAGUGAAGAAAUGACUUAAUACUGAACUGGAUGUGCUAUGCAAAUUAUUCACAGAAGUAUACAGGAAAAAUUUGCAUAUUUUAUUGACGGUACUAAAUUUGCAUUUUAUACUUAUCUGAAAUAUGAUUGGAUAUUGUGCCAGCCAUGUGAUAUUUUUCGGAAACAUAUUUAUGGCUUGAACCAUGAGAUAAGAAUUCAGAAAUGGGUUGCCUGCCUGUGAGUUCUUAGUGCUUUGUUUAUAGCAAGAUUCAGUUUUAGUUUCUCAAACAAUGAGAACAGAAAGAUUGUAAUUGUGUGAAUGAUUGGAAGUCUUUAUAUUUUUAUUACUAUUCUGCUAUUUAUUUAAGUAAUUUUCAUUUGUCUGUUUACGAUUUUUAAGUAAACUAUGUUAAAUGUUUGACAUAAAAAAGUUAAAUUUGAAAGUCAGGCGCCUGUUUUUUAAUAAAACAUCAUACAUGUUAUGAAUGAUUAUAAGUUAUGGAAGUUUAUUGAACAUUUAUAACAUAUUUUAUACUCCAGAAAAAAUAGAGGUACUAUUGAAAUUUUUUUUUUAAUAUAGACCAUUUUGUGUCUGCAAAAAUAGUGUGUUCAUUCACGCAGUAUUAUAAGUGAAACAACCAAUUGAAAGCUAUAUUAAUAUUUGUAUAUUCUAACACAUUUCCUGGAUAGUUGUUAUCGUCUGUGGAAUUGAUAUAGAACCUUACAAUAAUUGACACUUAUCUUAAUUAACUAAAAAUUUUUAUUCCCUGUGGAAAGUCGGUGGUUCUUUUGUGGUACUUCUGCUUCCUCAGCAAAAAAUGCCAUGAUUUAGCCAAGAGUGCUGAGAGUGGCAUUAAAAACAGCAACAAACAAAACAUUAAUACUCCAAUUUGGAGUUUGUCUCCUAUUGAGGGAAAUUAAUAGUCUGUUUUUUUAGGAUUUUCUGCUUAUUAAAAACCAUAAAUUUAAUACCCAACUAAAUGCGUAUUUACCAAUAAUUUUUUUCAAACAAAGUUUGAUACAUUUAUAAAAAAUUCCAUCCACUAAUUAUUUAUCCACAAACUCAAAAAUUGAAAUCCAUCAACAUAUUAUCUGACAUUUUUUAUUUUCCUGUACCAUAAUAAUGUGUAUAGAUGAAGCAAGAUGGUGAAAUCUGCAUUUGUAAUUUUAGCAUUUCUAUCAUGUCUAUUGCCACAAGGGAAUGGAUUAAGACAUGUAAGAUGUAGGAACAUUUUUCAUUCAGUUCCUGCUAUAGUAGGUAUUGCAAUUUUUAUAUACAUUUAUAUAUAUUUUUAAUUUGACCUUUAAAAAAUAUUCUAUUGUUUUGUAUUUAAUUUGUUGAUGAGUGGGGAAAACUUCAUAUAACUGGAUACAUUUUUGCAUUGUAAUCUAUCUAUUAUGAAAUUGUGACCGUUUUAUAUAUUAAAAUGCCAUCCAGUUUACCUCUGCAGUGUCUGUUACAAGACUUGGUAUGCAAGGUCCUGUAAGCAUGGUUAACAUAUUUUUUUUUUAUUUCAUAAGUAUUUCAUUAAGGGUUUAUGAACAAGGGAUAGAAUUUAUGAAAUGUGUUAUGUAGGUGAUUUUAAUACUGCUACAAAUUCUGUGUUGAAAUAAAUCUUAUUGUCUGAUUAUGAACGAAUAUAUCAUAGCAAAGAAAACUGCUUCUAACAAACUUAACUAGUGAGCAAAAGGUCUGAGAGAAGAUAUACAAAAAUUCACUUACUUCAAAGAUGGGAAAACUCUGACUGCAAAAUUGAUGAUGAUUUGUUUACUAGAAAUUACAAGUAUAGAUACUUUUUUUCUUUUUUUAUCAUACAUUUAACAAUUUUAAAAUAUUUCCAGCUUUCAUAGUAAUUUUCUGUGUUAAAUAAUGAAUAAAGUAUUACUUUAUUACAUUAUUAUGACCUCUUACAGCUCAUGUAUGACAUGUAUUUCCAACACAUCUGUAGAACCUCCAACAGGACAUUAUUUCUUUAACAGGGGGGAUAUUGUAACGUCAUAAAAUAAAAACCUGCUGUGGUGUUAACCAUUGUAUCGUUGCAUAUAUGUAUUUGUUAGGAUUUUGAAAUCCAGAAUUUUAUAGAUUUAUUGUUAUAUUUUUUGUUAUAAAGAGAAAAAUAUUUAUUAUGUCAUUGUUGAUAUCUCAUAAAUCAUAACCAAGUAAAACUGUGAUAAAAAUAAUUUAAAUGCUG